This is a messenger RNA of Pelagomonas calceolata, 1588 nucleotides long. The record is from the annotation of a GenBank genome assembly. NCBI's taxonomy places the organism in Eukaryota, Pelagophyceae, Pelagomonadales, Pelagomonadaceae.
CCUCGCAAAGCGAGCCUCCCGUGCUGGGUCCACACACCAGCGCAAGCACAGAAGCAAUAUAUAUUGUGGCCGCAUCAGCUCGCAUGCAUUUCUCGUCUGUCCAGGCAUAACUGCGUCUAACCCUUGGAGACAGCCAGCUUGUGCCAAACCCAGCGAGGGAGCCAUGCAACGCCGCUCCUCCAAAGAGGAGGCGCCCUUCCCCUGGCGCCAGUGUGUAGUACUGGCGCUGUGCAACGCGGCCCACUUCUACACCAUCUGCUCCCUUUUUAGUUAUGCGGGGUUCCUCGUCGUGGAUUUAGGAUGGUCACCAAACGUGGACGAGGCGGGCUACGUCGCCGGUUACCUCGGCAGCGCUCUGGUCGUGGGACGGCUCUUCACGUCGGUCCUGUGGGGGCGCCUGGCGGAUGCUUUCGGAAGAAAACCGGCCAUUUUACUGUCGAUGGCGGGCAUACUGGUCGGGAACCUGGCUUUUGGUAUCACAAAAACGUUACAUGCGGCAUUGAUCGUGCGAGCGAUAUUCCUAGGAGCGUGCAACGGCUGGGUGUCGCUCAUGGGCGUCUACGUGGGGGAAGUGGGCGGCGCGUCUAGGCAGAACCGCGUCAACGGCUACACGCUGACGGGCGGCACGUUUUGCCAAUUGAGCGGCCCCGCCGUCGCCGCGCUCUUGUACAACAAGAUACCGCGGUAUCCUGCGUUAGCGCCGUCCUUACUCGGCGCAUGCUUAGCUCUGGUCGCCAUUUUACUAGGAAGCGUGUGGCUCACGGAGACGAAGCAGCCCGGCUACGCCCGCGUCGGUGAUGCUGAGGAGCCCGAUGUAAGCGUGUCGUCCGACGUCCACUCGGUUUUGUUCGCGAAAGGCGUCUUCCUGCGCUUCGCGCUGGGUUUCGCGACUUUCGCAGCUUUUGAUACCAUACCGCUCUGGGCCAUCGCGUCCCUGAAAGCCGGUGGGCUGGAUUUGACUCGAGCAGAUCUAGCAAUCACACUCACUGUAGCGUCGGGCGUCCAGGUCGUUUAUUCUUUUCGGUUCAUGGCAUCCUUCAUGGAAGGACGGGGCCUGAGGGGGUCGCUCGUGACCGCGGCUUGUGCAGGCGCUUCAACGUUAAUGUUCAUUCCCAUACUUGGCGGGUUGGAGUCGCCCUUCGGCGUCAAACUGUUAUUUUUAGCAGUACCGGUCACAGUAUUCUACGCCGCGGCGACCACAGCUUUUUCCGCUGCGCAAGCAAUAGUGAAUAACGUGGUGCGGAGCGCGGAACGGGGCUACGCCAAUGGUGUUGCUGCCACCGUGGAGGCCGUGGGCAAGGCGGCGGGGCCGACCUUCGGGGCUGUGGUCCUCGCGACGGGGUUCUCGCGACACCACGGCGGCUUCGCGGCCUUCUGGUGCCUCGCCUCAUCUUUACUACUAGCGGUCGCUGUGGCGAGAAAACUGCCCGAGUCCGUCGAGAAGUCGUUGGAUGAUGAACUGGCCACCAUAGAAAUGACGCGGCGGAAAGAGAUAGGCUUCGACGAGGGCCAGGACGCCUGGGACGCGAAGCUCGGCAAGCGCGACUCGGAGCCCGUGUUGGCGGGGCUCGAGGACAGCGCGGCGUGA